AUGUCUGCAUCCAAGUACAAACGACCAAGGACUGCUAUAGCCUUAAUAGUGUUCGCACUGAGCUUGAUGUAUGUUCUAGCAAAUUAUAAUAGCCUACAAGUAAAUAUAUCACCACCGACAACAGACACCACAAACGACACGUCCGACCUUCCAAUUGCAGACGUUGACACUCCACUCGAAUCUCCCACCGACCGCCCAAAUGGUGACAUAGACGCUCCAAACACAAAAAAUGGCGUUCCAGUUCCAGAGGGAAAUCCUCCGAACGUGGGCAUUGGUAUUCCUAUAGUACAAGAAAAUCCGGUAGUCGCUCCCAAUACUGAGCAUCAAUUUGCCAGUCCGACAAAGACAUCUUCCGAUUCGGAAUUAUAUCUCGCUUACAAUCCUCAUAGCGGAUUUCAUAAUCAGCGUAUCGCCUUGCAAAAUGCCAUCUUUAUUUCCUGGUAUCUCAACCGUACCCUUCUGGUACCUCCAAUAAUACUCGUGUCGAAGAUAGGGUACUCUCCAUAUUACAAACUGCAACGUGCGUUGAACUUAUUGGGUUCUGCUGGCAGACAUAUAAGUGAUUGUGAUGCAUUCAAGGAGGCCAAACGAUUAAAAUGUCUUCGUGAUCACGAGAAGAAAACACUUUUGGAUUGGGAUUAUCUGAUCGAUUUGUCGUGGGUCGAGAAAAAUGUAAGAAUUAUGAAACGGCCAGACUUUGUAUGGAAGAAUUUGAUGAAAUCCCUAAACAUAAAAAACGAGGCAAAAGAAGUAUACAUUGUCCCUGACAAUGCCCGUUAUUACUACAAAUAUUAUGAUUCACAAACAUCUUAUGUACCUCUCGGCAAAUACCAACAAAAGUUGGAUCUCUCUGAUCUUGCGUCACGCACUGAGAAACUGAUUCAAUUCAAUACCCUGUUUGGUAGUGGAAGAAUUGCUUUAAUCGAGGAUGAGAAUAUAAGCUUCUAUCAGACUGUGAAGAAGUCUUUGGUUAUCAAUAAUCCAAAGGUCAUAGGGGUUGUAAACAGAAUCGUAAACGACCUCGGGGGAACAGGGGCAUAUAUAGGAUUGCACGUCAGAGGGGGAGAUGCAUCGUUUAAACAACGUAAAGCUAUUACUGUAGAAACUAUGAAAAAGUACAUUAAAGCCAACUGGGAGUUCUUCGCCGAAGAAAUUCAAAAAAGGAAAUUUACCGAAGAAGCCACAAGCAACAAUAGUGGAACUGAUGCAGAAAAGGAGGGAGACAGAGAGGGGGAGAGCGGAAGAGAAGAACGGCAGGACAACCCUAAAGAUUAUCAACUAGAAAGCAGUGAUCUGGAUGACACUGAAUUUAUAUGUCCCACCACUAUUUCUGGUUCAAAUAUUCCGCUAUUUGUCGCGACCGAUCUUGAAUCAGACUCGCCAGAAUUGGCUACUCUCCGGAAGACCUUUUCAUGUCUACUUAUAUUAAACGAUUUCAACAAUUACUUAUCCGAUUUUGAUGUUGUUAAUCCUGCGGAUGGUGUAAAUAUACGUAAACAAUUUUUCCCUUUUAUCGACCUGGUUGUUGCAUCAAAAGGGGGAGUAUUUGUAGGCACUAAAGGAAGCACAUUCAGUGGAUAUUCAUUACAGAUGUUUAAAGGUUUUGGUGGUAAAUUUGGAACUAGUGUAUAG
Molecule: messenger RNA, 1632 nt
Organism: Paraglomus occultum
Lineage: Eukaryota; Fungi; Glomeromycota; Glomeromycetes; Paraglomerales; Paraglomeraceae
Source: the annotation of a GenBank genome assembly